This is a messenger RNA of Triticum dicoccoides, 792 nucleotides long. RefSeq lists its product as uncharacterized. The transcript has 2 exons. Lineage: Eukaryota; Viridiplantae; Streptophyta; Magnoliopsida; Poales; Poaceae. Bases 254 to 607 code for a protein of 117 amino acids. The record is from RefSeq and is a predicted model, not a curated record.
CUUCUCUUCCACACAGCACAGGCGCUACAGCCCAAACGAGAAGACGGCCAAGAGAAGACACCAUCGGCGCACGAGACUUGCGGCGCCCACCAACCUCGACGCGCCGGAACCCUAGCCAGCCAGCCAGCCAGCCAGCCGCCCAUGGGUAUCGCCGGAGGGCGGCGCCAGUAGCGGGAAACGGGAGGAGGAGGAGGAGGAGAGCGGAAGCGGAACCCGCGCGCGCGGUGUAGAUUAGGAGGGGAGGAGGGGCGAGAUGUCUGUGCGGAUCAAGGCGGUGGUGGACAGGUUCGUGAAGGAGCUGCAGGAGGCGCUGGACGCGGACAUCCAGGACCGCAUCAUGAAGGAGCGGGAGAUGCAGAGCUACAUCCAGGAGCGCGAGCGCGAGGUCGCCGAGAGGGAGGCCGCCUGGAAGGCCGAGCUCUCCCGCCGCGAGGCUGAGAUUGCGCGGCAAGAGGCGAGGCUGAAGAUGGAAAAAGAGAACCUGGAGAAGGAAAAAAGCGUCCUCAUGGGAACCGCCUCCAAUCAAGACAACCAGGACGGAGCCCUCGAGAUCACCGUCAGCGGCGAGAAGUACAGGUGCCUUCGUUUCUCCAAGGCGAAGAAGUGACAGGACGAACGAGGCGCCGAGGAGACGGCCGUGUACUGAAGUAGGGGUAGAUCUGUGUACCAAAUCGCCAGCGUUGGGCCUGAUUUUGAUUCAAAUUGGAUUCUUUCUGUACAGGGAAUUCUUAAGAUGUGCGUUGUGCGCAAUAAAAUGCAUAGCAGCUCAUGCCGAGCUAAGGAUUUUCAUUA